AUGACCGUAUGCUCAAUUUGUUUGGAAUGCAAAGAACCGAAUGACAUGCAAAAGCUACCUUGUUCACAUAUGUUCUGCAAAGAUUGCUUGUCAAAAUGUUCAAUAUCACAAUUUUGUCCUGCUCCUUGUUGUACUCACGUACGUCAUGUAAACGUUGUCAUCGAUGAAGCAGAUCAGGAUGAUGAAGAGAUACAAAAGAUAUCAUUUGGUCAAAAAUUACCGUCGAUGCUUCAACUCGAAGAACGACAACGAUGUGAUGGCAGAAAAGGUUCAUUUGCAUGCGUGAAUUCGGCACGUAUGACAUUGAUUAAUUGUCGUCAUCGUCUUUGCUUCGAUUGUUUAACAUCACGCAUUAAUGUCGCCGCUGCAGCUCAGGAGCUACCAUAUUGUCCUAUAUUUCGAUGCGCUAAUCGACUUACUAAAAAUGAAAUUGCAAAAAUAUCUGAGCGUGUGCCACAUAUGCGUAAAACCUGUGCUAAAUUAAUUGAAGCAAGUCCCAGUGAUGCACCUGAAGAACCGCCAGGCAAAGAUGAAUGUGUAUUCUUUUGUUCUGUUUAUCAAUCGGAAAGUAGUAUGAAACCGAUAAUAUUUCCAUUAGCAUGUACGGUUUUUGAUAUGGUCAGUGCUAUGGUGCAGGUUCAGAGAUUAACAAAAAAUCGUACUGCGAAUAAUAUCGGCGUUUAUAUUCGAACAGCAGUUGCAGGUAAGCCAAAAUACGAUCCGGUAGAUGUGAAAGCAAUGUCAAAGAAGAAAAUUUGUGAAACGGAUUUUCACGAUCGUACCCAUUUUGUGCUGGACGUUGACAAUGAGCUCAAAAUAAUGAAUCUUGCAAACGAUAAAUAA
Acanthocheilonema viteae is the source of this 843-nucleotide messenger RNA. The record is from the annotation of a GenBank genome assembly. NCBI's taxonomy places the organism in Eukaryota, Metazoa, Nematoda, Chromadorea, Rhabditida, Onchocercidae.